GAGAAAGAAGCGACUCCUAGCAGAGGCCGGGCUUACAGAGAGAAGGGUAAGUGACACGGCCAGGAUCCCAACCUCUGCCUGCCCUAUCUUCCUAGUCCAGCCUGGGUCUCCACUGGAAGAAGAUUCUUUCCUGAGCUCACACCCGGGACUGGUGUGUGUGUGUGUGUGUGUGUGUGUGUGUGUGUGUGUGCGUGCGCGCGCGCGCGCGUGUGUGUGUUCCAGCCUUACAAGAGACUGGCAGGAGGUCCCUGGGCAGGCGCAGGCCUCUAGUGGGGGAGGCUCAGGAUGGAAGCGUGCGCCCCUGACCUUGAAUGGCCCAAGGCCCAGAAUUCCUACCACGCCCCCGGCGUCCGCGAAGGAGCAGCCAACCUGACCCUACCUGCUGUGGGCCAGGUGGAGGUGUGUGGUGGAAGGAGAAAGCCGGCCGGCUGGCAGAGCGCUACGGAGAAAGACACAAGGCUCCUGCGCAGGGAAAGCCGAGGAUGCCACCGCAGGCCUGGCACGACCAGGGCCGUGAUGCCCCGCCCGGCCCGACCCCAGCGCGCAGAGUACCUGGAGACGAUUUCAACUGAAGUAAUGAAGGCAGUGUCGUGCUGUCGAGAGAAAGGUGGAUCCCAACAACAGGAAACUACCUAAAUCACCGACCAGUUCUGGUGCUGCCCGCGCAGGGCUGCCUCGCCCGCCGCCGAUGCCGCCGCCGCCGCCGCCGCUGCCGUCGCCGCCGCCGCCAGGAGAGAACCCUGCGAUCGCGCCCGGCCCAGCGCAGCCCCUAGGCAACCUGCGCCCGCCGCUGCAACGGAAUGCCCCAGGCAGUCGCAAAUGCGUCACUGAAGGGGAAGCCACAGGCCCCAGUAAGCCAAAGUCAAGCCCGUUUGCCAACCUGCAUGUCCAUGCCUGUAAGCCCUUCUCUUGGCCAAGGAAGAAAGGAAGAAAGAAAAAAGAAACCCAGGGGCCUGUAUCCCCUGAUUAAACACAGCACAGCACUCCAGGCAGACAUGCCCGGUGGCGGCUCCUUGCACCAUUGACCUCAGGCCAGACACCUCAGCGCCAACAAUGGGACCUCGGCCUUCCGGCUAGGUUUGCCCCAGGCUGGGCAGGAAACCAGCUCGGCUGAACACAGGGGCCAUUUCAAGCAGUAGGACCCCAAGACAGCAAACCCAGCCCAGUCACGACUUGACACUUAGGACAAUAUCUAUCUCUAUAGAAUUUUAGCACGAUAUGGCUUUUUCCCCCAGAAAACAACAAAUAAACCAGCACCAAGCAAACACAAAGAAACAAAAAGUCAGAACAAACCAGCCCUGCACAGAUGUAACGGCCCAGGAGAUGACGAGCGUGGGAGGGAAGAACAGGGCUCCAGCACAGGUGCGAGUUCCUGGGCAGAGGCUGAAGACAGAGGGAAGGGACCAGCGCUCAGGAAGUGAAAAAACCGCGUUGCCUGGAGAUUCAUCAGGAAAAAUUAAAAUUGGCUGUGAGCUCCCGAA
Molecule: messenger RNA, 1481 nt
Organism: Macaca mulatta (Rhesus monkey)
Lineage: Eukaryota; Metazoa; Chordata; Mammalia; Primates; Cercopithecidae
Source: RefSeq, a predicted model, not a curated record